Messenger RNA from Paramecium octaurelia, 15037 nucleotides. Lineage: Eukaryota; Ciliophora; Oligohymenophorea; Peniculida; Parameciidae. The record is from the annotation of a GenBank genome assembly.
AUGAUUUUUACUCUGUUAACUACCCUCUUAUUUUAUGCUUUAGGCUCCGAAACAAAUGACGUUGAGCUAUUUUAAAUAAAGAUUUAGGAUGUUUCAUUCGACUAGAGCACAAAGACUAUUUCUUUAGACGAACAAACAUUAAUAUUUACUAAACAUUUUAGAACUUAUGAAUCUAAAUAUUAAAUUGAAUUAAGCCUCUUAGACAUUUAUAAAAAUCAAUUAAUCAAAAGAGUACAGGUUGGGAACUCUAAUAUGGAAAAUUAUCAACCUUAAAUAAUUCUUAUUAAUAACUUCAUUUAUGUUGUCCACAUCAGUCAAAAUUUAAGUAUUGUUAAAUUAGGCUUGAAGAAAUACGACCUAAACCUAGUGGAACAAUAGGUUGAAUACACAUUUGGAGAUUCCUUAGAAUCCGCUAAAUUUGAUUCAACAAAGAAAUAUAUUGAUCUUACUCCAUUAAAUAAUACUGCUUUUUCUAUAAUCUGGAAGUCUAGAGCUCAACUAGCGAACGAAUAUUAAUGGAAUUACAUCAAAUAUGAUGCUAAAUCCGAUAAAACAACUCCAACACUGACUUUCCAAGAUAGUUAUGAUAUAGCUAUAGCUCAAAAUCUAUUUGGGAUAGUUGGAAUAGCCCAAAUCUUUAAAUCUACAAUAAAUAUAACAAAAAUUGAAAAUGAUAAGAUUAUCGAUGUAAUUUCAUUCUUUUUGAACUCUUAUGCUGAUGAAACGUGGGCAGCUUGUAAUAUUUAUUCAUUACCUGAUGGCGAAUUUAUCUUUUUCCAAAACAAUUAUAACAUGCUUUUCGUUCGUUAUGAUCGAUAUUUUUAAUAGAAGAGUAAUUUUAUGAACCCAUAAAAUUAUUUUUGCGAUGGUUUUAAUUAAAAGUUAGCACUAUUUUAAUAUCAAUAUCAAUUAUUUAUUAUGUCAUAAGGAUAUGAAUUUCUAUGUUUCACUUAGUUUGAUUUUUCAAACUAAAAUUUAAAAAUACUAUAGACUAGGAAAAUCAUAAAGGAAAAAUUUUAGAAUUCACAAUUAUUUUAAAGAAUCGAUCAAAUAGGUUUUAAUAAAUUUUCAAUUAAAUGGUUGAGUAAUAUUAAUUAAGUCUUUGAGUUGAAUGCUUUGAAGUUAGACAUGAAUAGAAAACAAAAUGAAUGUAAACUAAAUUGUAAAUUAUGUGAUCCAUAAUUUAAAUGCUUAACCUGUUAAGAUGGAUUUACCUUUGUAAGUGUCAAUAAUGAGUGUAUUCCAUUAUGUCCUGAUAAUUGUGAUACCUGUAGCGAACCUUCUUAUUGCAUAAAAUGUAAAACUGGAUAUUAAUACUCAUCUGAGAACCUUUGCAUCACUCCUUAAAAUAUUAUCAAUGAAUUAAGGAUAAGCGAUGAAUAACUGCAAAAAGGACAAACUCGAGUCUCAGUAAAGGAUAAUGAAAUUCUUAUCUUGUAUAGUUUAAUUGAAAACUACAAGCAAUCAAAACUUGUUUUAAAAAAGCUUAAUAGCUAAGGAGCCCUAAUCAAAUAAAUUCAAAUUGAAUAACAACAAAAUGAAAUAAUUGAUUUCGAUGUAUCCUCUGCAGACGAAAUUUCAUCUUUUCACAUCCUAAUCAAAUGGUUUACAGCCGAUUCUAUCAUCAAAACCAUAGAUUAUGAAUAUGAUUUUGAAACAAUGGAAGUUUUAAAGGAAAAAAUUCUGAAUAUCAACUCAUAAUUGCUGGUUGGAAAUGACUAAAUACGAGUUGUUCAACUUAGGAAUUAAGAUGUGUACUAUAUAUAUUAUUACUAUCAUCAAGACUAUCGAUAAUAUUUCCUUUGUUCUCUAAGGCUAGAUGAUUAUAGCAAUUAAUAUUGUAGCAUGUAUUAUGAAUAAAUUCAGUAAAUUGAUAUUUAAGUAAGUUAAAAUAUUAUUUAUUUCAAUGCAACUACAUCAAGAGGAAUUUAUUAAAAUAAAAUAGAACAAAGUUAAUAAAGCCAAUAAAAUUUUUAUCCAAAGGAAUUAGAUUAUAAAAAUUUGGUUACAUAUGAUUCAUAUUAAAUUUACUUGGAAUAUGAUGAAUAUUUCAAUAAACAAUUAUUCAUAAAUUUCACUGCCUAAUUCCAAAAUUAGUUACUGUAAAUCUCUUAAUCUACCAGAAAUAUCAAAGAGUUCUCAUCUUAAAAAUUUAGAUAAUAAUAUAUGAUCCUUGUUUGGAUAGGUUUUUAUAAUGUAGAACUUGAAAAUCCUGUGAAUCAAGUUUUUACUUAAAUUGUGGAUCUGCAUACAUAAGAAUUGACUAAUUUUAAGAAUUAGAUAUGUAGUAAAAGUUGCGCUUCUUGUACAGAUCAGGGUUUGUGUCUGGAAUGCAAAAAUAAUAAAUACCAAAUUUAAAGUGGUAAAUGUGUAUUAACUUGUGAAAACAAUUGUGAAUUGUGUGAAGUUGAAAACUAAUGCUUGUAAUGUUCUAAUGGGUUCUAUUUAAAUGAAAAUUUACUAUGCGAUUAAACAUAGGAAUAAGACAUCUAUUAGCAAGAUAAUUUAAUUUUAUCUUAUACUGCAUCAUAUGAUGAUUAAAUCCUAUAAGUCGCAUUAAAAAAAAAUAGUUCAAGAUACGAUGUCGUUUUUGAAGCUUACAAUAGAUAAGGAUAAUCAAAAUCUGGAGAAACCAGGAUUUCAAGUGAUUAAGAUAUUGUCUUAUUUAAUCGUCCUAAAGUCCUUAAAGUUAAUAAUUAGAUUGUCAUCUAAUACGUAACAAAAAAUCAAAAUUAAGAAAAUGUUGGAUAAUUUGUUUUCUUGGAUGAUGAAUAUCUUUCCAUUUAUAGUUUUUCAACUUCUGCAUUAUUUGGUAAUGAAGAUGUUAUAGAUUUCAUUUCAACUGAUGAUCUCAAAAUCCAUAUUUUAUACUUUUAAUAUUCAUAUUAUUAUUGGGAAGGAGAAUAAAUUAUUUUAAGAUAUGACUAAUAUUCAAUGAAAAAAAUUGGAAAUCCCAAACUUACUGCUUACUAAAGUCGUGUUAUAAGUAGAAUUGAUAAGUAAUAAAAAGUUAGAAAUAUAUAAAUUAUGAAAAACUUACUAUUGUAAAAACUAACUGCAUCAUAUAUGUACACUGAAGAUAAAGUAGAAUCGUUCAAGGUAAUGUAUAUAAAUGAAGCAUUGGAUUAUUUUUGGUUGGAUACAUAGGAGAAAUUUGAAUAUUAUUUUAAUGACUAUUUAGUGUGGAUGGUGUCUUAUGAAAAAGUGAAUUCAAAUUUAGUCAAAGUUAAAUUUUACAAUUAAAAUCAAGAAUUAUAAUAAGAACACACAAUUGAGUCCUAAAAGUAAUUAAAUUCGUUUUAAAUAUAAUUAUAGCCUAAGUUCAUUUAUUUCAUUUACACAGAGCAAUCAACAACUACAAGUAGUAUGAAUAUUUAAGUGAUAAAAUACUCAUUAAAUGGAGAGCAGUUAACAUCAAGAUCAUUAUAUCACAAUGAACUGAUUAUUUAAGGAUUAUCAUCUUCAUUAAAUGACGAUUUGCUAUAUCUAACUUGGUCAUCCUUUAAUAAUAAUAGAAUAUUCAAGGUAAGAUUUAACUCAGAAUUGAACACUAUUCCUUUCGUUGAAUAGACAUGCAAUACUAAUUGCGAGAUUUGUGAUAGUAAUUUAAUUUGUACUCAGUGUGCUUCUGAUUACUAAUACAAUGAAUUAACUAAGAAAUGUGAACCAAUAUGCGCUGAAAAUUGCUUUUCAUGUAAAUAACCCUAUACUUGUGAUUAUUGUAAUGGUAACUCAAAAUUCAUCAAUAAUAAAUGCAGAAGUCUUUCUGACCUUAAAUUGGAAACCCCAAUUUGUUAAGACUCCUGUUAUGGCUUGCCAUCAAUAAUAACCUUUUCAGAUGAAACCACAAUAUAUUCAUAUCAAAAAUAUGAAAAUUCACAAUACAAGAUAAAUCUUAAUAUAAAGUACCAAACUCAGACUAGUUUAUUAUAAGACUAAAAUCUCUUAAGUCAAGAUCAGGAAAUUGCUUAUCAUUAUUUAUAUUUAUAUGAAUAGAAUCAAAUAGCCUUAAUUUGGUUGAGUGGAAAUUGUUAAAUCUAAUGCAGACUCAUGUUACAAUUAUUCUAAAAAGAUUUAUAAGUUCUUUCCAAUCCAUAUGAAUUGAGAAUAAUGAAAGUGAAAGUUAAUAAUUUUAAUUUGCAAAUAUAAAAGUUCAAUAACAAUAUGCUAUUAUUAUGGACAGAAUUAGAUGUGAAUGAUAAGAGUUAAACGAUGCUAGGGGAAUACAGUAUGACUAACGGAUUUUCACUUAAAUUCAACAUAAACUAAAAUGAAAAUGAUGAUUCCUCAUUUGCAAGUUUAUUAAUUUAGAGUGGCUAUUAUUAGAUAAUAUACCUUAAAAAUAAUUUGAUAAUAAAUUCAUUGACAGUGGAUGGGUCUACAAACACUUAUAAAGUAAUUUAUACAUCUAAAAGACCAAUCACAUCGUUGGCUGCUACAAAUUUACAAUAUUAUGGUAUUUUUAUGGUUUGGGUUGAACAAGAAUAAAUUGGACUUUAUUUAUCAUAUAAUUACUUAGUUUCAUAAUGGUUUGAUCAAAAUUUAAAUGCUAGAGGUUCUUAAAUCAAUUUACUAAAAAGUGUUUAAUAAAUUAAAUAAUUGGCUCUCUCUAAUUCAUUAAUUUAUGAUUAAUGCUUCUUGUCAUUUUUAAUUGAAGAAUUUAAUGGUUAAUAUAGAAUUAGAUAUAAAUAUUAUAGCUAUUAUGACUCUUAUGCGGAUUAAAAAUUAGAGAAUUUUAAGAUUGGAAAUGCUUUAUCAUAAUAUGCAUUUGAUUAUGGCUACAGGAUUUAUAAAUAGCCAAACUCAUUAAGUUUGAUAUUUUCAGGUUUUAUUGGUUCAUCUCAGUAAUUAUUCUUUUUAAAUGACGAACAAUAACCAACGCUUAUAGGUAAUUGCUUCUAAAGAAAUAGUAAACAGGAAUGUGUAUUGUGUAGACAAGGGUAUUAUUUGUUUGAAAAUGAAUGUGAAUUAGAAUUGCCCUAGCAUUGUAUUGAUGGCAACGAUGGAAUCUGUGAAGUAUGCGAUUUAGGAUACAAAUUGACUAGUGAUCAUAUCUGCUCAUUAGAUGAUUAAAGAUACAAAGAAAUGAAAAUGAAUGCUUAUGUCUUGUAGAGUAAAUAAAGAAUUACCACAUUUAAGAAUGGUGACUAUGUAACUGUUUGGUAUAGACAAUACUAUGAAAAUCAAGGAACAGGUGUGUUUAUGUCUAUGUUCAAUGCACAUGGUAAGAAAAUAUUGGAAGAGAAGAGAAUUAGUUUAUCAUUUGCAGGAAUUCAAAUCUAUCCUGAUGUUUAGGCUUUAGACAAUGAUUAAUUUUGUGCUGUUUGGAUUGAAGGAGAUUUAUAAGUGUCAGCUAAGAUCAAACUUCAAAGAUUUACAAAAGACUUAGUUAGAGUUGGUGAUGAAAUCAUAGUCAAGGAAAAUGUUUAAUUAAAACAUGCAUAAAGAUUUGACACACCAAUAAUGAUAUAAUCUAUAGUUAAUGGAUAUGUAAUUGUGUGGACCCAAAAUUAUUUGGAAUCAAAUAGAAUUGUAGAAAAACUUCAUGUUGUCUUUUAUGAUUUACAAGAUAAAUAAUAAGGUUUCUUUGUUUUGAACAAAUAAGAAUCAAUUAUAAAUUCUGAACCUGUUGUUGCAUCAAAUGAUCAAAUAAUUGUAAUUGUAUGGCAAUCAGAUUUUGGAAUCAUAGCAAGCAAAUUUAGUCUUAACUAUGUUUUUAUUAGUUAAUAGAUCCUAUCAGAAAAUGGCCAAGCUCCUACAAUAGGUGUUUUAAGUGAUAAUAAAUUCAUUAUUGCAUGGAGAGAAACCUUUGUUAAUAGCAAUGAUAUCAUGAGUCAAAAUAUUAUGUAUAGAAAAUACUCUUCUAACUUGAAUAACUGGGAAUUUAGUAAUUAGAUCAUAAUUCCAGACCAUAACUUGAAUAAUCCUGAUGUUCUGGCUACACUCAAAGGAUUUGCCAUCAUUUUUGAAAACAGACAUGCAAUGAUGAGUGAUUUAAGGAAUCUUAAAAUGUAAUUAUUUAAUCUAGAUGGAUAUUAAAUUACACAGAUCAUCGAUGUUUACAAUGAAUGGAAUCUAUAUCCCCAUCAUCCUUAAUUAACAUAGCUACCUUAAGGUGAAUUCCUGGUUUCAUGGACUCUGAGUUUGUUAUAAGAAGCAAGCUUUUAGGAUGAUUUAUACAUGAAGAGAUAUAACAGUGAAGGAAUUUAAUUACCAAUGGAUACUGUUGUUUGUCCAUAGAAUUGUUUACAAUGCAAUGAAAGUGAUGUUUGCCUAGUUUGCCUAAAGGAUUAUGUUCUUAACAAUAAAGUCUGCGUUGAAUCAAUUCCUCAUUGCACAGCAUAUUUAGCAAAUAGUGUGGAAUUAGUUUGUUAAACUUGUGAAGCAGAAUAUUAGUUGACUCAAAACAUUUGUUUCUAAGUAAGUAAAUUAAAAUAACUCAAUGUUGAAUUCAUAAACGAAAUCACUUCCUAAUUUGCUAUUGUCAAAUUUACAAACAGUGACAUUUUAUUCGUUUGGGUGGAUAUAGACAAAUUAAUGUUCUAAAGGUUUGAUCAAUAUGGUAAAUAAUAUUAUCCAGCAAAAUUCUCUUUUAAAUCAACCAUGAAUCAACCUGAUUAAACUCCAGCAUUUGAUGCUUGUGAGGUUGAAAAUAACUACUUUGUUUUUGCCAUGUCAAAUUUUCAAAAUAUAAAUUUUUUGAUUUAUGAUAACACUGAAACACUUUAAUUUUAAACCAUGUACUAAAUAAACUAAAAUAAUAACUUCUAAAUUUAGUCCUUAGUUUUGAAAUAUUUGGGAAAUAAUUAAAUAGCAAUGUUCUUUUAAGGAUUUGACUAAUACAAUUAAGCAUAAUUAUUUAUGUAGAUUUUUAAGAUUAACCAAUAAAAUGGAGUUAACUACGAAUUAUAAAGUUAAAUAUUAGUUCUUUAAAUGUAAUAAUAAUUAUAAUCUUAAUUAAUUGAUGUUUAAAUUAUUAACAAUUAAAUUAAAAUAUGCAUUGAAAAUGUCGAAAAAUCAGAAAUAAGAUACAUUUACAAAAUCUAUGAUUUCUUUGGCAAUUUAGUAAAAACAAUUACAAAGAAGAAUGACAACACUUAAGUAGAAUUCAAGAUGAUGGAAUUAUCAGAUGGAUCAUUCCUUGAAGUGUGGACUGAAAUUAGUUAUUCUAAAUAUGAAGUAUAUUAUGUUGUAAAGGCAAAUAACAACAAUUUAUUUGAACCCAAGAAAUUGUCUACAAGUUCAGAAUUAUAUAAGCUUGAUCUAAAGACUCAUAUGUUGAGUGAUUCAAUAGCAGUUAUUUGGAGAGAAGGUUCUUACAAAGGAGACAUGACAGCUAAUACAAUUUACAAGACUGUUUUAAUAUCCAAAGAAGACUAUCAGAAAACUACUAAUCCACAAUAGUUGAACUCAGACAGUUUUGUUAAGCAAGGAGUGGACAACUUUUUGCGAAUAAUCUAAUUGCCAAAUUAAGAUAUCGUGAUUGGAUGGAUUUCUUAUAAUUUCUAGGCUAAAUCAAAUGCCAUCUCUGCUAUUAAGUUAAAUUAAAUAGGCGAAAUCUUAGAGUUUAGUUAAUAUAGAUGCUCAAAUGGAUGCUAAGAGUGCACAAACCUAGGUAAAUGUAUAAAGUGCUACAAUGAAGAAAAAUAUAUAUUAAAUGCGAUGGGAAAUUGCAUUAUUAAGUAGGGAAAUUGCCAAAACUUUUAGACUGAUUGUUUUCAUUGUUUGGAGGGAUAUUAUAAGGACAGAUACAAUCAAUGUAAUGAAAUAAAAUAAAAUGUGGAAAUAGAUUUUAUAGAUGUUCCUGCCUUUUAAUACAAUCUUUAUCAAAUAGCAAACUAUAAAAAUGGUACUUUCAUUUUGGCCUAAAGAAAUUCAGAAACAUCAUUAGGAGUUAGAGUAAUCAAUUAAGAAGGGACUUUAGUAAGGGAGUAUUAGAUGAUCCUUGAAAUGUCUUCAGAAGAAGCAUAUGGGAUAACUAUACUUUACUUUUAAAUUAUUAUUGAUGAUUAAGAUGUUUUGACUUUUGUUUAUAUCACAGGCAACUCAAAUUAGCAGUACUUUUCAAAUUAAGUAAUUGAACAAUAUGAUAAUCAAUUAAACAGAAUUGGGGAGAGAAAAAUGAUUCUUUUGAAUACAUAUUCAUAUAUGUACUCUUCUCCUAUAAAGUUCAUUCUCUAAUAUCUAAAAAAUAAUUUAAUUGGAAUAGCAUUACAAUUAGAUCAAAGAGUAUUUUUUAGUUUGUAUAAAUCUGAUCUUAGUGAAUUAAUUGGAAACAUUAUAAUCCCAAAUAAAGAAAAAUUUGAAUUUGCAUCAAAUGGAGAGCAUAUUGUCUAUGGGUAUAUAGAAAAUUAAUGUGACGUGCAAUUUUAACCGUGCACUGUGAUAAAAAUUUAUGAUAAAUAAUUAAGGUUUAUGAAGGACAUACAAAUAAACGAUGCACAAUAUGUUAAAAUUGCUAUUAAUGAUCAAUUAUAAUUUAUAGUACUUACCCAAUCCUAAAUAAAUAUCAUAGACAAGGCAUAAUUAGUUAAAUCUAACCUUAUAAAUUAAUAAAUGACACUUCCAAUUUCAACUUUUGUUAAUUCAAACAACGAAUUAGUGAUCUUUUCUUUUGAUUAAAAAAAUACAUACACUUUAUAGUUAACAUAUUUUAGUUUUGAUGGAUCAGCAAAAAGAGAAGUCUAGGUUAAUAUGAAAAACAUAGAAUCUGUAAUCUAUGGGCUAUUUUAUCUUCAAAAUACAGAUAUUAUCAUUCUUUUUUCUGCGAUCACAAUUGACCCUAUUAAUUUUGGAAGCAAAGCUCUAAUAAGACUAGCAAGAUUUGAUUAAUUUGGAGCCUCUUAAAGUACAACUUAAAUCAUAUGUCCUUAAAAUUGCGAGUUAUGCUACCAGGAAGCUACAUGUAACAUCUGCAAACCUGGAUACAAUAGGAAUGAACAAACUUUAUUAUGUGAGAAAAUCUGUACUAUUGAAGGUUGCCAGUCAUGUGAGAAUUCUGAUUGUGAUGUUUGUAAGGACGGAAUGUUCUUUAGUUUUGAUGGACGUUGUGUAGCACUCGUUUAAGAUCCAUCUACCGAUGCAAAUGUGAGAUAUACUAUUGAUAAGCAAUUUUAUUAGGAGAUUAGGAAGAAGGUGCUAAAAUUCUCAAAUAAUGAAUUUGCUUUGAUAUAUUAGGCUAAUGAUUUUGUAAGAUAUUAAAGAUUCAAUGCAUAAGGAUAGGAAUUGCUGCUUUCUGAUUUCAAUGUAAACGCUUAGAUCGUAUCCUUGGAUGCUGCAAUUGUCAAAGGUCAAAUUUAUAUUGUAAUAGUCACUAGUUUAGAGCCAUAAAGUUAUUAGAUUUAUUCUUUCAUCGAGACACUCAAAUCAUUUAAACCACUCCUUACCAAUUAACUUCCAUAUCAAAUUACCUCUGCAACUAUCAAAGCCUUUUCAUCAAGCUAUGUUAUUCUAGUUACCUCAUACGAUAAUUAUUAUUUUGAUUUCGCAUACAUGCAAUGUUUAACUCAAUCCCUCUACUUCUAUGAUGAAUUCAACUAAAUAAAGGAUUCCAAAAUCAAUUUCAAUAAUCCAGUACCCUUUACAUAUGGAGAUUGCAAUAUCAAUAAAAUAAGUAACCUUUACAUUUUUUCAGACAUCCUCUAUACAAUAAUUACCAGUUAAACAUAUUUAAGAAUAAUUGCGCUGAAUUCUUAAGGUUAAAAUUUUGGUGAAAAUCCAUUAGACAUACCAAAUAUAGAAUAGAUUGAAUUCACCUUAGAUUCCGAAGAGAUUGUAAUUCUUUUCAAAUAAAUUGGAACAUAAGCUUGGAACCUAAGGAUCAUGAAUACUCAAUUUUAGGCCCUAUUUAAUAAGGACAAUUAUCUAAAAGGUGAUUUAAGUGUUGACAUGGUGACAACAAACUCAAAUAUUGUUAUAGCUUGGAGUCAGAAGAACAAAUAAUCAAUAGUGGAGUUUGUAGUGUUAGAUAGAUUGGGAACCAAAAUCAAAUCUAAUUAUAUUAAUGGACAAUACAGUUCACUACCAUAGUUGACUGAAUUAGACAAUCAAAUUGUUUGCUUGCUUUGGAGUGUGUGGACUAAUCAAUAACAAUGGACCGUAUCAUAUUCUCUAUUAGAUAAAAAUGGUGUGUUCACUCCAUUCACACAUGUUGUUUGUCCUUAGUAUUGCUUGUAAUGCAGUGAGUCAUCAGAUUGCUCAUAAUGUAAAGAUGGAUAUGAUCUAAUGACCUAUUAUAUGGAUGAUAAAACAACACAUAGGGUAUGCUAAAAAAGAUGUGACCCCUUCUGUUUAGCUUGCGAAUCAGGAAGAUGUUUGAGAUGCUAAACAUAGUAUUAUGUUGGUUUGGAUGGAGUUUGCAUAUGGAAUGAAUUUGAAAAUAAGGCUAUUCAAAUCAAUGAGUUUAAUUAGUAUAGUUAAGUUACACCAAGUGCAGCUAAGUUUUAAGAUGGUUCAAUUUUGAUGGCUUGGUCGAGUAAUAAUGAAGAUGAGGAUAGUUGGGGAGUGUUUGCUUAAUUGUUAAAUAAUCAGGGAUAGAAGGUUGGAAACAAUUUUAGAGUGAGUUAAAGUGUCUUUGGUGCAUAACAUAGUCCAUAAGUGGCAGUGCUAGAGGAUGACACAGCAAUCAUUACAUUUAUUGAGGGUAAUCCAGAAAAGGAAGCCAUGAUUAAAGGAAUCAGAUUUAAUAAUCAUCUAGACAUUAUAGGGAAUGAGCAACUGUUUACUAUUUUCCAUUUAGAGAAUUUCUAAUUGAACAAUAAUUUCAUCAAUAAGAUAGUAAGUUUAAAAAAUGGUGGAUUUGUUAUUAUAUGGGUGUCUAUUAAUCAAAUCAAUCUUCAAUUCUAUGAUUCUGCCAGCAAUCUCGUGAUUUAGACAUAAAUAUUGAAUUAGAUGUAGUAUUAGAGUUUGGAAGUGGCUGUGACAACUACUGAAUUAGCUAUUCUAUAUUAAAUUGCUGGCUCUAAAUAUAGUGUAUGCAUCUACUCAUAGGAGGGAGUCUUGUUAUCUGAUUAAGAAUUGUAAGGUUGGGAUAAUGAUCUAAUUAAUCAAUUUAAAUUGAUUAGCAUUUCUCAUUACUUUGCUUUGGCUAGUAUUAUCCAGGUUUCUGACUCUUAGAAAGUCAAAGUGCAAUUUUACAACAAUUAGUUCUCUCCAGUUGGUAAUUCAAUCAUUGUGGCUUAUAAUUCUUUUAACCCAAACUAGAAAUAUGCCUACUUCUAAAAGAUAGAUUUCUUCAGUUUAAAUGAUGGGGCGUUGUUGAUUUUGGCUGAAAGCAUGGAUUUGGCUUUGUAUCGUUAAUUUUAUAUUGAUAUCAACUGGUAAGUGACUGAAUUACUGCCAUUCGGAUUCAACUUCUAAUACUAAUUCAUUGCCUACCAAACAAAAUUGUAUGUGUUAUCAAAUAUCAAUGCUGAUCAGUAUUUCAUUUAUUGUAAUGCUCCUUCAUAAAAUGAUCAAAUAUAUUCAACAAGUUCUGUCAAUUAGAACAUCUAUAUCUAAAGAUUAUCGAAGGAACCAAAAAUAGUUCCAAUUGAUUAGAUCGUUUGUUCUAGAGAUUGUAGAUCAUGCGCUACUUAAAACACUUGUACCCAAUGUUUGGACUAAUAUUUACUGUAGGAUCAAUUUUGUAUGCCAUAAUGUGAAAGUAACUGUCAAGUUUGUUUGAUACCAAAGAUUUGUGAAAUUUGUUAUGAUGGAUACUAUUAGAGAGUACAAGGUAAAUGCUCACCAAUUCCAGUCAAUUAUCAAGAACCCCAACUUCUGCUGAAUUAUCCGUUCUAAAACAAUCUGAUUGAUUUGAAUGUAUUGCCUAGUGGAUAAACAAUUCUUUACACUUAGUAGACCUUAUUUGAUCAAUAAAAAGAAAUAUUCACUCUUUACAUUUACUAAAACAAUGAUUUGAUUAAGCAGAUUUCGGUUUAAACGAACACAUUAACAACCAAUUAUUACUUUAUAUAUCCAUUUUACAUUGAAGAGAAUUAUUACUUGCUGUUCCAUAUGAAUGAUGGCAUUAAGAUUAUUAAGUAUAAUGCCCAGCAAGAGGAAGUGUUAAACACUUUCUUGAAAAUAGAAACUAUUGAUACAGAAAUCAACAUUUGGAAUAUCAUUUUAAAUCCAAUUGGAAUUAAUCAAUAUUCCCUGAUCUAUUACAAGAUGUUCUUCGGAGUAUAUAGAGUGUUGUAUGAUGAAGCAUUCAAUGUGAUUCAAAAAGAAUAGAUCUAUGAUUGCAGUUCAGGUUGGUAUGGUUUCAACAGAAUCAAGGAUUCGAUCAUGUUAUCUAGAUAUGAUGAAAGAUUAACAUUUACUAAUUCACUAACCAUUUAACAAACAAAAUAAGUUUGCCUGUAUUCGGAAAUAUUCCAUUACUAUUCUUGUGAUAUUUACUAACUGUUUAAUGGCAAUAAGAUUUAAAUUAUUUCAGGAACCCAAAAUCUUAAGUAUGAUAGUAACAAUGAUCUUGAAUCAAACUAUCAGGUGUAUUAUAGAAUACUCGAUAGCUAAGAUAUACCCUUAACAACUGAAGCCUUGGUGUUAGAGAACAAAUUUUCCAAUCAACAAUUUGCUUAGUUAUUUGCAUUUUAAGAUUCAUUCACAAUAAUAAUCGAAAAGCCAAACUAUCAUAAUUACGAAAACAUUGAAAUAUAUUCAUAGAGAUUCGACAAUGCCGGUAUGAAAAUUGGAGAUCCACAAUUUGUUCUAUUCAAUAAAGGAUGGCAGAAAAGAUUCUAUAAGCAAACUUCAAAUGGAUACAUAAUUUACCAAGAGUAAAGAAUAUUCUAAUCAAGUCUUCCAGUAGACUAACAAUAAGUAACCAUUUAUUAUAAACAAUAUGACUAAUUCGGUAAUAUUUCAUUUUGGAGCACAAAUAAGAACUGCAUAGCCAAUUGUGAUAAGUGUAUCAACUCCUAUUACUGUGAAUAAUGCAGUCAAAAUUACUAAUUGGAUACGAACAGCAAAUGUAAAUUAACAUGUCAAGACAAUUGUAAUCAAUGUACCAGUUUUGAAGUUUGUGACGCUUGUAACAUCGGAUAUAAAUUAGUAAGUGGACUAUGCGUUAAAAUUAUUUGUGUUAGUAAUUGUGCAUAAUGCUUAGAAGACACCACCACUACAACAACAACCUAUUGUAAAUUGUGUGACGAUAAUUACUAUCUCAGCACUGAUAAUUAAUAAUGUCUUCCUCAUUGUCCUGCUAAUUGCAGUCAAUGCAGUGUUCCUCUUGAAUGCUAAACUUGUGCUUUCGGUUAUGUAGUAACAUCAGACAAAAAGUGCCAAUAAGAAAACUCAUCAAUACUAGAUUAAAUCAAAAAUACCACUGUGGGAACACCCCUUAUGGCUACAUUCCCAGAUGGCAGCUACAUCCUUAUGUGGUACUAAAAUGGAGAUAAUGCUGGUGUCUAUUUCUAAUUGUAUUCUGCCGAUAAUGUAAAGGUUGGAGACCCAAUGAAAGUUACUGGAAAUGCUAGAAGAUUGUUAAGUCAACAAUCCAUCAUCUAAAACUUUUAUGCAGACAUAAUUUCAAUUGAUUAUGAAUUCUUUGUUACUUGGAUGGAUGCCUCUUCGGCCGCAACCGACGUUAAAUUGAAGAAGUUUUCCUCUGAUGGAACUGCUUAAAGCCAAGAUAUUCUAUUGGGAACUCAUUAAAAAACAGAUUUACAAGACAUUAAAAUACCUUGUCAAAUUAAAAAGACUCCAAACAAUUCUUUAUUGAUUGCUUAUAUGGCCAAAAACGAUAAUUUAUCUAAUGAAUUCUCCAUGUUCAUUUCAUCAUAUGACUCCCUCAUGAAUAGUAAGACAGCAGUUCAGGAAAUUAAAAAGGUUAACUAAUUAGCUGCUCCAUCUAUUGUGGCCGAUGAAAAUGGAAUAAUCUCCUUAACUUAUUAAAGUGAUGGCUAUGUCUUUGUUCAAUAAAUCACUGAAGAUGGCAACUUGAUUGAUUCUCCAAAAGCAAUCGCCGACUCUAAUUCCAUCAAUUUAAGAGUUACUAACUUGGCCAAUGGAAUCAUGGUGUUUUUAUGGGAAAACAAAAACCUAUAGUUAUCCUAACCUCAAUUCAUCUUGAAUUACUAAUUGAUAUCUAAGGAUCUAAAAACAAGAAGUGAGGUUAAGAGUGUUGGUGACAUCUAGAUUGCUUCCUUGACUCCAGAUAUCUAAUCAUUUAAUGAAGGAUUUAUAGUCGCCUGGAAGAUCACUGACUCCAAUUAUAAAUCAAUUGGAAUUGAAUUUUAGAUCUUCGAUUCCAUGGGUAUGUCUAGUAGUCAAAUCAUUGAAGUUUAAAUCGAAGGCAUUUAUCCUCAAACCCCAAGGAUAUAAAUUAUCAAUGAAAAUCAAUUUGCCGUGACUUGGACAGCCAAAAAUAUUGAUUCUGAUGGAACAAUUCUAGGGGAUGGCAUUUUUAUGUAAAAAUACAAUAAAUAUGGAACCUUAAUUACAGAUUCAUCUUCCUCUUCUGAUCUUUGCAGUUAUUAAUGUCAAAGUUGUCAAUCACCUCUGGUUUGUUUGAAAUGUUAAUACGGUUUCUAUUUGAACAAAAACAAUUAAUGUAUUAUGGAUUGUGGUGCUUACUGUGAUUCUUGUGAAAUCCCUUGGACAUGUUAGGUCUGUAAGUAAGGCUAUAAAUUAAAUAACAAUGAAGCUUGCAUUGAAACUGAAUGUCCCGAAGGCUACUUUAGAAAUACAUCUACUAAACUUUGUGAACCAAAGUGUCCUGAUAACUGCGAUGACUGCACAGUUCCAAAUAUUUGCACUACUUGUAAGAUUGGAUAUUCACUAUCUGAUUCUUCUUGUAACUCAAUUGUGGAACUUGAUAAUUAAUCUACAAUCAUGGCUAUUGUGAUUAUUAUCUUGGCAGCUGCAUUCAUAAGUGUGUCAGCUUGUUCAAUCACCUUGUAUUGCAAAUAUAAAAAAUUGCUCAAAGAACCAAGCUAUUGCCAAGUACAUCCCGUCUAAGAAGUAAAUAAGAGUGUUAGUAAUGUAAGCUGCAAUGUCAGUGUCAUUAGAUUGAGACAAAAUGAAUGAAUGAUAUAUUUUUUCACAUUGC